Mollisia scopiformis is the source of this 3942-nucleotide messenger RNA. RefSeq names its product tetratricopeptide repeat domain-containing protein. The record is from RefSeq and is a predicted model, not a curated record. Gene Ontology annotation, molecular function: protein binding. Lineage: Eukaryota; Fungi; Ascomycota; Leotiomycetes; Helotiales; Mollisiaceae. The coding region runs from base 164 to 3478 and encodes 1104 amino acids. The transcript has 4 exons.
AAGCAAUGACGCCUUGAUGAGUUCCCGGGCCGAAGCCUAUCGGCGCAGGGAUACGUUGCGCAUAGGGAAUGGCAGAUCCUAGACUUGUUUCCUCGCAAUUCCCAUCACCAAAGUCCGGCAACACUACAAUGAAUGCAACUCUCACUUCCUCUCGUCUAAGGUGAUGGAUCCACUUUCGAUUCUCGCGGGAACUACUGGGCUGCUGGAUGUUUCUUUUCGGGUGAUUUCAUACCUGAAAGACCUCGAGGAAUCGGCAGGGAAAGUUGAGGACGAGAUCGCAGCCUUAUCCCAAGAAAUCAGUGCUUUAAUCACCGUCAACGAUGCCAUUGAAGCACUGUGGCUUGCUAAUCAUGAUACUGCUCCAGGAUCUCCCUUCCAAGAUACGACUGAUGUCGAGGAUUUGUGGAAGAGGCUGGCUGGCCUCUUGCGCGAUUGUCGAGACACUGCGCAGAAGUUGGAAGCACUGCUAAAAGAGGUAAUGGGUAAAAAGGGUCCCAAGGUGUCUGGGAAAUGGGAUGGUAUUAGAAAGCAACUGCGCAAGGACUCAAAAGAGAAGGAGUGGACAGACGUUCGUCAUCGUCUUUCGAGCUAUCAGGCUGGAUUGCAAAUGCUGCUGAGCGCUCUCAGUGUUGUCUACACUCGUAACUCUUCGUCAUCCACACAACAUGUUGCUGGCAGUCUAGACAGGAUACAAAGACAAAGCUCAACACUUCAAUAUCAAAUGGAGUUUCUUCGCCAUAAAUUAAAUGCCCUCAACUCCUCUGAUAGCGACAAACUUCGCAACUCCAUCAAUUCUGCUCAGGCUGUAGCAUCACUGCUAUCACUCAACCAAUGCUUCGAUAUACCUCAGACUGUUAGCAGCAUAUUUACGGGUCGAGACCUCCUGUUGAAAGAACUUAAACACAUGCUCGAUGUUGCCACACCGCAGCAUCAGAGCCAUUCUCAAAAACGGUUCGUAAUUUAUGGCCUUGGCGGGUCGGGCAAGACCCAAUUCUGCUGCAAGUUUGCUCAGGACAACAGAGAAUAUUUUUGGGGAGUAUUUUGGAUCGAUGGCAGUUCCUAUGAGAAUGCAAGACACACAUUCUCCAAAAUUGCGACUAUGGGAGGAGCGGAUCCGAAUGAGAAUGCAGCGAAGAGCUGGCUUUCCUCCCAACAACAACCCUGGCUUCUACUCAUCGAUAAUGCGGAUGAUCCAGACAUAGACGUCACCCGCUAUUUUCCCGGUGGCGAGCGAGGUGUUAUACUGAUGACGACUCGCAAUCCUUCAAAUAAAGUGCAUGGUACUGUCGGGUCGCGUUUCUGGCAUUUUGAGAAACUGGAAACGGACGAGGCCAGCGAUCUACUUCUGAAAGCCGCCGAUCUACCCGGUCCGUGGGAACUGCAAACAAGGACUUCAGCGGCGCGCAUAGCGGACGCCUUGGGUUACUUGCCUCUUGCUCUUAUACAUGCGGGUAAAGCUAUCAUGGAUGGUCUAUGCUCGCUGGCUAAUUACCUGGACUUUUAUGGGCGAACGUGGAAGCGCAUUCGCCGAGCUCGAAGCAUGUCUGGCUAUGUUGGAGACGAAAACGCUAACAUGAACGUGUAUUCGACCUGGGAGAUUGUGUAUCUUGGCCUUGAGGCGAAGAAAACAGAGACUUCUAAAGAUGGUGUCGAAUUACUGAAAACUUUCUCUUUCUUCUAUUGGGAAGAUAUCGGGGUCGACAUACUCAUCGCUGCUGCUAAGAAUGGGAGGCGCGAGCAGGAGACGACGAAACCGAACGAAGAUAAGACAAAGACGCCAAGUCCACAGCAAGUCAGCAAGAAACCAUGGUCACUAUAUUUUCGUGAAAUCAUUAUCGACUGGGUCGAGAAUCUCCAAAAAGUGAGACCUAUACUGCCGGAUGUCCUUCGCGAUGACGACCAGACGUCUUUUGAUGAGGACAGGCUGCGAACAGCUCUGACCUUCCUUGUUCAGAUGGGCAUGCUCACUUACCACAGCGAUUCAGAUACUUAUUGGAUGCAUCCUCUGGUGCAUACUUGGGUUCGGGAAAGACCACAGACAAGCACUGGCGAGCAAGCCAUUUGGUGUCAAGCGGCUGCGACGACGUUGACAUCUUGUAUCUUCUUCAAACCGCCCCUUGAAUAUGCCACUUCAGACGAGAGACUGAAAAUCUCUAUCUUUCCUCAUAUUGAAAAUUUACGAAGAGCUCAGAACACUAUUCGCGAACGAAUACAGGAGAAUCAGAAGACCCGCAGACGAUCGUGGCUAAGUUCUUGGAUAGCUCCCCCAGUGAUCUCGAGUGGAAUGCAGCCUCUUGAAUGGGUUAAAUACAGUCUUGUCUAUAUGCAGGCUGGUAAGUGGGACGAAGCUGAAAAGCUUCAGCUUCCGGUAAAAGAGCUGGCCUGCCAAAGACUGGGACUGGACCAUCCGAGGAGCAUUGACAUCAUACAGCUCCUGUCUGUCACAUACGGACUUCAAGCACGCAACAAUAAGGCGGCAAUCCUUCUGAGACAAGCUCUGGACGCUUGCCAAAGGCUCUAUGGUCAUGACCACCCGAGAACUCUGAAGAUGACAGACAUUCUCGGAGCAACAUGCCUCUUGCAGAGUCGGCUCAGCGAGUCAAGAACGCUUCAUGAGCACGCUGUGAAAGGGAUGACCGAAGUCUUAGGUGCAGAGCAUGAAGAUACUCUGAUUGCCGUGGAUAAUCUUGGUAAAGUCAUGUCCAGAUACUUCUUUUGGGACAAAGCUAGGGAUCUUCAUCUAAGGGCAUUUCACGGAAUGAGAAAGACACUGGGUAGUACCCACUUGCAUACUCUCCAGGCUAUGGAACAUGUGGCUCUGUCACACAUGUAUCUUGGCGACCUUGAUCUGGCACAAGAAUUUGCCCAAGAGGUCCUCGAAAAAAGAGAGAAGAAAGUUGGCAAGGAGCAUCCAUACACACUGAUGGCCAAGUUGACCGUUGCAAGGGUCAAGAGCGCGCAAAAUGAGACUGAAGAAGCUGAAAGAAUUAUACGCACCAACCUCCCCGUUGGAGAGAGAAACCUUGGAGAUAACCACCUAGGAAUACUUCUGGCUCGUGUCUUUCUAUCUGAAGUCCUAUUUCGACAACAAAAAUAUAGCGAAGCAGAGCAGAUCCUCCUCAGUGUGGUACAGCGGCACCGCUAUGAAGGUUCCCGCCGAGAGGACGGAGAACAUGUCGAUCGAAUCCAGGCGUUAUGGUUCUUACUAAAAUGCUACCAAGCUCAAAACAAGAUCGAAGAUGCCAUCAAGAUUGGUGACGAGCUCUAUGAAUCGGUUCAUACCAUCGGUGGGGAGGGAUUUGGCCGCGGGCACGUGUUUGCCAAGCUCCUGGACCAGAAGCGCGAAGAGUUGCAGGCCCUGAAGUCUGGGUCCGAUCCAGCGCCGGUCCCGUACGAUCCCAUCUCUCCAAACAGUCAGAGUGCGGAAACCAUUCGAUCCAGCUCUCCAGUUCCAGUAACGAAGAGUCUCACUUUCUGAAGAAGAUUCAAAGGAGGGCUGGGUGUCCAUCAGGCAGCGUUGUCAAUGGGUAGGUCGGAUAUUUUUUGGCCCUGAACCAUCACAACCCGUACUAGAACGGAUCCGGAUGAACAGAUCUCCGUCACCAUCACCAUUCUAGACGGUUCUAGACCUAGAGAGAUAAAACCCAUUAAUAGUAUAUCCUUAACCAAGUCAAAGAUUUCUCAGUAGAAUCUCCAUACAAGCAAGACUUUCUGCCACCGGGAUCGAAUGACUUCGGAUAUUCUAUGGGUGGUUGAUACCAUCAUCUCAGACACUAUUGCCCCUUUUUCGGGCGCUGCUCACCUUUUCUGGCCGCUGCAGGAGAAAAAAUCGACUCAAUAUUACCACGUGACCGAGGGUCAUCAGCCCCAGCAGCCCCGCCACCUGCUGGGAGAUAGUGAUGAGUCCGCUUCGGGUUUAAACAUGAUCAUCUAUGCUGCAAG